Capsicum annuum is the source of this 390-nucleotide messenger RNA. RefSeq lists its product as uncharacterized. The record is from RefSeq and is a predicted model, not a curated record. Lineage: Eukaryota; Viridiplantae; Streptophyta; Magnoliopsida; Solanales; Solanaceae. The transcript is spliced from 2 exons. Bases 1 to 390 code for a protein of 129 amino acids.
AUGACCACAAACAUCGCUGAUUCGCUCAACUUAGUGUUGACGGAUGAACGAGAUUACCCCAUGUCGUACAUAUUCAAUUUUAUUGCCAAAAAAUUUGGUGAAAAGUCUAGAGAGUGGCAUGCAUUUAUCGGUAGUUCAAAUAGCAAAUUUGGGUCUUGUGCGGAAAAGAUCUUAAGGGAUAAUAAUAGCGCAAGCGAUUACUUGUAUGUGACUAAUGUGAACGGGGAUCUCAAUCAAUUCACCGUGUUUGACAGUGGUGCUACUGUCAAGGUCAAUCUCUUGGAGAAGACUUGUUCUUGUAGGAAAUAUAACUUGGUGAAACUGCCGAGCGAACAUGCGAUGGCCACUUUGCGAUCAAAGAUGGCGAUGGCGAAGAAGAAGCUUUUUUAG